Molecule: messenger RNA, 3615 nt
Organism: Petromyzon marinus (sea lamprey)
Lineage: Eukaryota; Metazoa; Chordata; Hyperoartia; Petromyzontiformes; Petromyzontidae
Product: microtubule-associated protein 1 light chain 3 beta
Source: RefSeq, a predicted model, not a curated record
GUCAGGGCAUGACGCGCCAGUGUUUACAAUCUGCCCUACGAGCCAGAGGCGAGAGGGUUCUGUUGUUGUUGCUGCUCCGCGUCGCCUUCGCUCUCGUGUCGACUCCUUUUCUUUAUUUUUUUAUUACACAUUGUGCGUGUAGUUUUUUUAAAACAUAUAUCUAUACAGCGCUUUACUUUCCACCCGUUUAUUUUCCGCCCUUGUAGUUUCCCGAGCGACUUCUUCAAAGUUAUUAAUCUUAAACAAAAGGGGACGAGUUUAAAGCCGCGAGGAGGCCCAAGAGCGAUGCCGUCGGAAAAGUCCUUCAAGCAGCGGCGGAGUUUCACCGAGAGGGUGAAGGACGUGGAGCUGAUCCGCUCUCAGCACCCCAACAAAAUCCCGGUUAUCAUUGAGCGAUACCGCGGAGAGAAGCAGCUGCCAAUGCUGGACAAAACCAAGUUUCUGGUGCCGGACCAUGUCAACAUGAGCGAGCUUGUCAAGAUUAUACGGCGCCGACUGCAGCUGAACCCCAACCAGGCGUUCUUUCUGCUGGUGAACCAGCGCAGCAUGGUGAGCGUGGCGGCGCCCAUCUGCGAGGUGUACGAGCAGGAGCGUGACGACGACGGCUUCCUCUACAUGGUCUACGCCUCGCAGGAGACCUUCGGCUUCUGAGCCGAUCCGACCCUCCGCCGACGACUUCUCAACACGGCCGCGCCCGGACCUCGCCGCCGUGUGCGUCCUUACGACUCUCGCCACGACCCCCGACUAAUCGCCGCCUCUUUAUUUCCCUCCAUCCCUCUCCCCCACCCCAUCCGUCAUCUCGCCAACCUGCCCCACUUCGAACCUCGCAUUUUGUUUAAUUUCAUAGCUGCCAAUGUUCUGAUUUGAUGGAGCGUUGUACGCUUCUCCGUUCACGCCUACCAGUUUUUCUUCUUGACCGUGCUCUGCUUUGGAGCGAAACGGGAUGGCAAACCUGACAAUUACCUUGGAAUUGCGUCCGGUCGUAAUGUCGGAUGUUAAUAUGAAGCCUAAGAUGUCACCCUUCUCAUGGUUUGCGCGUGCAUACCACUGCUAAUUAUGCCCUCUUGUUCGUUCCCCUUCCUGACGAACACCUGCUUCGUUUUCUGCGCUGUAAGGAAUUAGGGCAAUAUCAUGGCAUGCUCUUGUGUUUUUUUAAAGGCACAAAACCGGAGCAUGCUUAGCUCCCCUUUUGAAUAUCCUAAGUUGGCAGCUAUGUAAUUUAAUUAUAAUGUUUUUAUUUUUUAAACUUGCGGUGGUAGUGCCAUCUUGACUUGGCUGCCCCAGCGGGUUUUCUUGUUUCGAGGGUGCCACCCGCUGCAAACGACUUGACAGUUAAGGCCGAUUUUUCAGGAGCCUUUUGUUGACAUUUCGUGGACCUCUUUAGCCUCAAGCCGUGGGAAUACGGGGCCACUUGUUUGCGAUCCUAGGCAAGAUUCUCUCCACGGAGGCCUGAACACCAGCCGGGCAUACAGCCGCUUUUCUCCAUCGUGAUUCCACCCCCCGUAAAAAUUUUGAAUGACACAACUGGGGAACUUUCCUGGUUUACGAAACGACACCACGGGAGUUCUCUGCAUGUGUUACUUUGGAUAAUAACUCCGACACCGUGAUAGGGACGCGUGUACAAUGUGGCAAAAGCACGAAUUUGCAACGAAUUGCAAGCGCGAGUACAUUUUUACAACACGGGAAAUAUGUAAAUUGGCACUUUACAAACCAGCCGUGCGCGUUGGAAACGGGGAGUCGUGAUGCUGCCCGAAAUGCGAUUGGCGCCGCGUUUAAUUGGCCCAAACGGGCAGCCACGCUUUUCCCCUCGCCUGUACCCACGCAGUUCCCCCGCUGAAGGUUUAUCAAAGGAGGUUUCGAUCCCACCAAGUUGUCAUCGUGUUCCCGUGACUAAAACGGUGGAAACCGCAAACUGAGGCAUUUAAAAAAAAAAAACGUUCCCUAGGCUCGUUUCGGCAAUGGCGUUACUAUAUGACCAGCAGCGCUGUCGGUGACUACCGCGACAGCGAGCCGCCCGCCCCGUGGGGACGACCGCGUCUCGUCUCGUUUCCAACGGUCGUUGAGAGGCGCCCAGAAGCUUUUGUGUUUUAAGUUCACUAAACUACAUAGGCUGCACCUGUGCAAGAACAUUGUUUUGCCUUUACCGCCUUCCACUUGUUGCUGGGUAUAAACAAAAAAAAAAUGCGUAGCAUUCUUUCACCAGCGAUAGCUAAUUGCGUUUGUGGUUUUUUUCCCUCUCUCUCCUCCGCAGCAGUGGAGUUUAUUUACGAUCUGCUUCGUAUUCAGUCGCUGUCGAGUUUUGCUUUCCUCGCAGUCGCCUUUUUUUCUUUUUGUUCGCUCGUAGCUUUUAAGUUGCCCCGAUUUUCUAGUCCCGUUCAACGCGUUUCAACCGCAUGCAUCACCCGGCUAUUGUACGUGGCGAACGCGCCUCUUCCGUCUUUCGUGUUCGACGGCGCGAGCUACAAGAGCCCGUUAAGCAAAUUAACAUACUAAAAUAGGAUGCUUUGCACAGGUAAAGGUUUUUUUUAGAAGUGACAUACUUUCUGAAAUAGUUGCAUAUUACUUUAAACUUCAGAUACCGCGAGAUAUUAUUCAAUUGCUUCCUGUAUUUUAAAAGCGUUCGUUUAUUGAAAACUGUUUUAAAAACUUUAAACUUCAUGGUAAUCUGUGCUUCCCUCCCCCCCCCCCCUCCCCAUUUUACUGUUAAAACUUUCUCAUUUUCCACUUUGCUCGCGGUAAAGUUUGUGCAUGGAGUUGAAUUUUUAAAUAAGCUGGCACUUCUCAGCGUUAUAGUGGACCGAUAGCCCCCUUGUGCGCAUUUUAAAUCCCAGCAUCGCAGUCUUUUGCAGUGCAGGAUAUGACGCUGAACACGUCAAGUUAUGAAUACGCCCAUGCAUGUGCGGCCCUAUUAUCAGUCCACUGCUGGAUGAGGGCCUCCCAAUGCCGUGCGGGUCAUGGGGGUUUCUGACCACACUUCACCCUGGUCAGUGCGGGUUGACGAAGGCGAGGAGCACGUACGUUUGGAGCAUGGUACAGUGCAACAGUGAAUGUUGGUGCACUGCCCUCUGACAAUGUAGCCCCGUAGCGGCCUGCAACGCCCGGUUUCAAGCGUGGUGGUCGCCCAUCCAAUCGCUAUCAAAGUUGAACCCCCGCUUAGCUUCCAAGAUGUGACGAGAUCAAGUGCACUGUGGGUGACUUGGGCCGUCGGCGUGCAGGCAUUGCCGGGAUGAGCGAGACAUUGGGCUGCGCACCGUUGCGGAGGAACAAACUCGCGCUCUUGCCAUCUGGGAGCAACAGAAGGCGCCGGAGCUUUCUGCGGAGCCUGGCGACCAGUGCCCAACUCACGGCACGGCCAGAUAGAGCGCCAGAUGUGGCAGUCAGCAUGCCAUGGCUAUGCCAGGGCCACGGCGAGGGACGUUGGCCGGGUGGCUAUGGAGAUCAGAACGCUGAGCUGGCACCGCUGAGAUUAUGGAUUCUAAUGCAGGCGGCUGUCCGUAACGAGAUGAUGCCCUCGGCCAACGACUGCACACAUACCCGUCGCAUUAAAUUUGGUUUUGCGCUAAGUUUCGGCUCCAUUCUACCUCUUGAGAAUUAAAAAAAUACCAUAAAACCUUG